UUUCAUUCUGUCUUAUCUCUCCUUUUUCAGAUCCACACUUCAUUUCCGUUCAAACCGUUUCUCACGCAUUUUUCACAACCGCCAUUUCAACUCAAUUUCAGAUCCAACUUUCUUCGAUUCAAGAUUCAAAAUUCAAAUUCAAAUUCACUCUUUCGCAAUGGAGACGAAGAAGACGAAUCACGCAAUUGCAGGAUUAUCAGUUCUUCUCUGUUUCUCCUUAUUAGUCAACUUCGUUUCAUCGACAGAUUCACCGGCUCCGACUCCGGCUCCUCAUUCAUCGGUAGAAUCUCCUUCUCCUACUCCAAAAUCUUCUCCGAUAAUUUCACCGCCAGCUCCAACUCCAACUCCGGCUUCGUCUCCUCAUCCCGAUUCGCCUCCAGCACCUUCACCUGAGAACUCUCCUUCUUCCUCUCCUUCUCCAUCUCCGUCUCCAUCUCCAGAUCAAGCGGCUGAUUCCGAAAAAAUCCACACCGGCGUUGGAGAUGAUGACGAAAAAUCAACCGGAGGAAUGAGUUCCGGUAAGAAAGCAGGGAUAGCGGUUGGAGUGAUUGCAAGCGUAUGCGUGGUUGGAUUGGGAGCGAUGGUGUACAAGAAGCGCCGGCAAAAUAUACAGAGAUCUGAAUAUGGAUACACAGCGAGGAGAGAACUUCUAUAGACUUCGAUUUGAAUCUGAGUUGGUUCUAUUUAGCAUUCAUUCAUAUACUAUGAUAGCUUAUUUUCUCCUCAAUUUGAUUAUUAUUGAUUGUAUGCAAUAAUCUCUUAAUGAUUGGGACUGGAUUUUAGCAUUUGAUACUGUUACCGUUUAAGGAAUGGCAAUUUUUUCGGUUCUUGGUUGUA
Molecule: messenger RNA, 837 nt
Organism: Vicia villosa (hairy vetch)
Lineage: Eukaryota; Viridiplantae; Streptophyta; Magnoliopsida; Fabales; Fabaceae
Product: classical arabinogalactan protein 10-like
Exons: 1
Coding region: 158-655 (165 amino acids)
Source: RefSeq, a predicted model, not a curated record